CAACAAUCCCUCCGCUUUCGAGGGUUAAAAUAACAACAUUCCGCGAAUUCCCACCAAGUUCAACCCAGGUCACCGGGUCGCCCACGGUUUCAUUCCUCCGAAAGCAGUCCGCGCGAGAGCACCCAAAUCCCACCAAUGGCGUCGAACCACCUGAAAAGCUACCUCCUGGAGGCGAACGCCAACCUGCGGCCGCUGUUCUACGAGAUCGUGAAGCAGUGCGAACGUCGGAACAUCCGCUACGACAAGCAGCUGGUCACCUUUAUCAUGAACCUGGUCAGCUUGGAUCCCAAGUUCGAGAUCUACAUGGAGACGCUGAGCGCGGACCGGCGGAACCACGACGACUUUGUCGAGGAGUGCGUGCGCAUUUUGGGGGAGGACCGUUCGCCAAGCUUGGUAACGCUGAAGAUGCAGCUGUACUUUCUGGAGAACUUUUUCGAUCGGGAAGAUGUGGUUGAAAAGCAUACUCGCAAUCUCCUGAACAAGACAGCGUACCUGCUGAAGGAGAUAACGGAGAACGAUGUCAUCACCAAAGACGAGCAGGACGACAUCUUCAGCAAAAUUAUUGUGGAUAUCGUGCUUAAUAUGGGUCUGGGGAAUCCCGACAACAAGGAGGUCAUCAACGAAACGUUGAAGGCGUUAAACUCGGUCAUGUCCCGCAGUGAUAAGGCCAAGUUUGUUACUCUGGAUAAGAAAGACCGACUGAUGGCGCUGAAGGACAUUCGGGAGAUUGUGUGUGGAAUAAGGAUCUUCAACAAACAUGCUGGGAAUUCAACCAACGGGAUAUCCGAUCUUCCUCGAAUCUUGGACCAAUCCCACGAAUCUACCAAAUCGAUUCUCCAAAUCACCCUCUGUGAAAUAAUGGACAAGGUCAACCUGCUAACCAGCGCCCUCAACUCGUCAAUUGCUUACGACCUACGUAACCGCACCAUCGUAACCCUCCUUCCGGAGAACAUUUCCGCUGAAGACCUAACCAACCUCAAAGAUCUUCUCGUAAUGUACCGUCAGCACGAAGUCUACACCCGCAAGCUCCUGGACGAGCUUGCGCUGAUCAAGUUCAACAUCGACACCUGCAACCAGGAGUACAAGGCCAAACUGGUCAAGAUCCACGAAGCGGUCCAGUACCGUACGGCGAUCCCGACUGAUCGAGUCUUUCCAAAAUUCUCCGAGCUGACGCGCAUCUGGCUGCAGUUCCAGAACUACAUCUACCUCCUCUCGGAAAUCAACCAAAUCAGCAACACGCUGACCAACCUGACCGAAAAGUGUCUCAGCUUCGACGACCUCGCCUACCGGCUGCUGGGCGAGUCCCAGGUGCAAACGGACUCGGACCGGCUCGGCAAAACCGCCGGCAAGCAGCUGAUUCUGGACGCGGAGGAGCCGAACUGCGAAAUCGUGCCGUACUCGCUGGCGAUGAAGGUGGAGCUGCUCAAGUUUUGCGUGUGGCACCUGACGGAGGCGGACGGGGUGCUGAUGCCGGGCAACGUCGAUAUGGGCGUGUGUCAGUACCAGAAGGACUGCUACGCGUUCAACAUUCCCGAGCCGGUGGUGUUCUUCGACGAGGAUCCCGACAAGUACCUCUUCAAGAUCGUCCAGCUAGCCCGGCGCAAGAUCCAGCUCAUCACCUUUCUGGAAAUCUUCUACAAGGUACAGAACUCGUACAACUCCCAAAGCUCGGACGUGUUCCGCAUCAAGGCCCCGAUCACGUGCGAGCAGGAAGUGCAAACCGAACUGCACCCCGUCCCGUCCAACAUUGACCGCCAGUACCGGUGGAACAUCUGGGAUCUGCGCCGCGAGGCGAUCGAGCUGACAAACAUGCGCAUGAAACGCACCAGCUCCUGCCAGACUACGAAGGCCAAGCUGACGCAGGUUUACCCACCGAAGGUGCAGGGCACGCAAACGCGGGUAAGUCGCGGCACCGAAACCGAGGAGCGGAGACCGCGGCUGAAGAAGACGGAGACACCCGCGGCGCCGUCCCCGCUCGAGGUUUACUCGCUCACGGUGGAGAGCUUGAGCGCGUCGUCGACGCGGCGCUCGAAAUAAAUUUGAUGUCAUGAUGAAUUUUGAACAAUAAACGUAGAAAGUAGAGUUUCUUA
This is a messenger RNA of Culex pipiens pallens (northern house mosquito), 2090 nucleotides long. RefSeq names its product cilia- and flagella-associated protein 206. The record is from RefSeq and is a predicted model, not a curated record. The transcript has 6 exons. Gene Ontology annotation, cellular component: axoneme; ciliary basal body. Lineage: Eukaryota; Metazoa; Arthropoda; Insecta; Diptera; Culicidae. Bases 136 to 2037 code for a protein of 633 amino acids. Gene Ontology annotation, biological process: regulation of cilium beat frequency.